AAAUGUCAUAUAGCAGCAACUUCUGUAUACGUUUGACGCAAAAUGAUAUUUAUACAGGUUACAGGCUAGUUUCGUUUAUCAUGGAUUCCGAAGUUAGGGCCUUUCAAGAUAUUGCAAAGGGAAAAUGUGAUACCAAUUUAAAGUUGGUAGAAAAUUUAGAAAAACUGAAAAUAGAUCUUAAAAAUGCUAAAACCAAUCUAAAUAUUGGUUACCAAAGUUGGCGGACAAUUAGGCAUCAGCAACCACCAAGAUAAACCAUCCAUCAGAGUCGAAAUUCAGUCUUGCCACAUGACUUACAAUGGCUGCAAUAUCUGUUUCAUAUAGCAUUUUUUACUUUCAAUUUACAGCAAAAGAAAACACUGAACAAAAGAAGCUGGAAAAUCUUAAUUUGCAGAAGCAGAUAAUUACUUUAGAUGAUGUCAUUCCCAUGAAAAAGAAGCUAGUUGAAGACUUAACUCAGGAAUAUGUUAACCUAUGCGCGACCGUGGACGACACUCGGUGCAGGCAGUUCCGGGCGCGCGUUGUCUCGUCCCACGAGGCAGCCAACAGGAACAAGUACUUAUCAAGCAUGGAAGAGUGCAAGAUGACCGUUGACCUGACAGCAGGAGCCAAGGCCAAACAGCUGCGGGACCUGUCCAGAAGGAAGUCGGGGCUCGAAACAAAGAUACGAUCGCUGCUCGACGAGUUGCAACAGAAACAGAAACAAGCUGAAGACAAAGAGAAAGAACUGGAGGGCCUUCAACAGAAGAUCUUCAUGCUGAAGAAACGCAACGAAGCACGACUUGUACGUCUCAAAAAACAAGUAGAGAAAGCAGAAGCACGCCAGCAAGCCCUUCUGAAACACCAGCACGUCAACAAGUAAUAAGAGCUUCUGUUUUAGCCAGAUGAAAUCCUUUAAGAAAUGUUGUAUUUACAGAAAUUAUGUAUUUAAGCAAGACAUGUAAUUGCUUUUUGCUCAUUACACCAGUCACUUGCUGAAGUAACUGAAUAGCCUUACUGUAUAUGUAUUUGAAAUAUAAUCAAUAACAACCUUUUUGGUUUAAACUGCACUAGUAGUGCUUUUUACUAUCCAGACAAUUACUUUUUUUUGUAAAACAAAUUAGCUGACCAAAAUUUAUGCAGAGCCCUAGGACUAUAUCUUUUCAAUUAUAUAAAAGUUUAUACUCGUAAUUAAAGUCUACAUGCUCAAAAAUU
Molecule: messenger RNA, 1194 nt
Organism: Bacillus rossius redtenbacheri
Lineage: Eukaryota; Metazoa; Arthropoda; Insecta; Phasmatodea; Bacillidae
Exons: 5
Coding region: 299-862 (187 amino acids)
Source: RefSeq, a predicted model, not a curated record